AUGGUUAAGAAGACUAGAAAAUCGAUUGUAUCUGUCAAAAAUUCACGUUCUGACUUGUUCAGACUGGAAAAUAUUAGCACUAUAUCUGACAGCGAAGAAGAUGUGCCCGAUUUCGACGAAAGUAGUGGUGAUGAAGAACUAGGAAUACAGGCUGGAGAGAAGAAUUCAGACGUUAAGAGUACACAGUCAUCAGAAAAAAGAUCCAAACUUUCUGGAAAUGGGUUCAAUCAUGCAUUCAGCUUUUCGCUGGAUGGAGAGUCUGAUAGAGAUGCAAAUUUUAAUGGCUGGGAUUUCCAAAUGAACAGUGGCAGUCACGAAGGCCAAUCUACAAGUGUUGAUCUCGACAAGAUCAUAAGGAGAAAAGGCGGAUUAAGUGGAAAGAUUGUUGACGUGAACGUGAAUAGUACUGGAAACAUUCGGGGAGGAAACAAACAAUCUCAUACAAGUGACAAUGAUAUAUCUGAUGAUGAAGAUGAUGAGGAUGAUGAAGUUGAAAGCAAUAACUCUGACAAAGAAGCCGAUAGUGACGAAAGCAGUGUAGGUGAUGAAAGAAUGUCCGAGAUACAGUCAAAAGUUCAGACCACUGAUGAACAGUCAAUUGAGGAUAACAUUGCAAAUUUGAGCGAUGAUGAAGAUUCGGCAGAGGCUAUAGCUAACUUUUUUGAUACUCCUGAAGACAUAAGAAGUGAAUUAAAUGGCAAGCACGAUACAUUCCAAUCAUUGAAGCUUUCAAGGCCUCUUCUGAAGGCUUUGUCAACUUUGGGAUAUUCUAGUCCUACUCCCAUUCAAAAUGCCUCCAUCCCGAUGGCUCUUUUAGGAAAAGACAUUGUUGCUGGUGCUGUUACUGGUUCUGGAAAAACAGCUGCAUAUAUGAUUCCUAUCAUUGAAAGGUUGCUUUACAAGCCAUCCAAAGUUGCUUCAACAAAGGUGAUUGUUUUGACACCCACAAGAGAGCUUGCAAUCCAGGUCGCUGAUGUGGGUAAGAAGAUUGGGCAAUAUGUCGCUGGACUCACGUUUGGUUUGGCUGUUGGUGGAUUGAACCUUAGGCAACAGGAACAAGAACUUAAAAAACGACCUGAUGUGGUGAUUGCUACUCCUGGUAGAUUUAUCGACCAUAUCAGAAAUUCUCCAUCUUUCAAUGUUGAUAAUGUCGAAGUUUUAGUUUUUGAUGAAGCUGAUAGGAUGCUCGAAGAAGGUUUCCAGCAAGAGAUCACAGAAAUCUUGUCUUUGCUCCCUCGCAAGAAACAAACAAUGUUGUUCUCGGCUACUAUGAAUUCUAAGAUCAAAUCGUUAAUUCAGUUAUCUUUGAAUAAGCCGGUCAGGAUCAUGUUAGGAGCGCCAAAAGCAGCAGCAUCGGGAUUGGUUCAAGAGUUCGUCAGAAUUCGUAAGAGAGAGUCUUUGAAGCCAGCGUUGUUAUUUAAUAUUUUGUCCACAGUCGAAGGCCAUCAAAGUCGGGUGAUAGUCUUUGUUGCAAGAAAGGAAAUGGCGCACAGAUUGAGAAUAGCACUUGGUCUUUUGGGUUUGAAGGUUUCCGAAUUACAUGGAUCAUUGAGCCAAGAGCAACGGUUAAAGUCCGUGACAGAAUUCAAAACUUUGGCAGUUCCCGUUCUCAUAUGUACGGAUCUGGCUGCUCGAGGAUUAGAUAUCCCCAAAAUUGAGUUAGUGAUCAAUUUUGACAUGCCCAAAACACACGAAAUUUACCUGCAUAGAGUUGGUAGAACAGCUAGAGCAGGGAGACAAGGAUUGGCCAUUUCCUUUGUGGGCGAAAGCUCUCAAGAUAGAAGUAUUGUCAAGGAAUCGAUUAAGCAAGUUGAAAUUGAGCAGAGUGGCAAGGCUAUUGGUAGAAAUGUUGACUGGAAUGCAAUUGAACAAAUUCAGGCCACUUUGAAACAGAAGGAUGCCGUGAUUGAAGACAUUCUUAAGGAAGAAAAACAAGAAAAAGAACUAUUAAAAGCAGAAUCAGAAUUGAAAAGAGGUGAGAAUAUGCUCAAAUAUGAAAGCGAAAUUAAGGCAAGGCCCAAAAGAGAUUGGUUUGUUUCCGAAAAGGAUAAAAGUCAGAGUGGAGAGAGCGUGAACUCAGCAAAAAAGCGAUUGAACAGUAAAAAACGGAAAGCUCAAGAGGUGAAUGAAAAUCCGAAAAGGCUUUACAAAAAGACGAAAGAUGAUCGGUUGCAUACGCAACCAAAGAAGCUUCCGAAAAAGCAUAGAAAAUAA
Ogataea philodendri is the source of this 2214-nucleotide messenger RNA. RefSeq lists its product as uncharacterized. Bases 1 to 2214 code for a protein of 737 amino acids. Lineage: Eukaryota; Fungi; Ascomycota; Pichiomycetes; Pichiales; Pichiaceae. Gene Ontology annotation, molecular function: RNA helicase activity; ATP binding; nucleic acid binding. The transcript has a single exon. The record is from RefSeq and is a predicted model, not a curated record.